Messenger RNA from Perca flavescens (yellow perch), 1530 nucleotides. RefSeq lists its product as uncharacterized. Gene Ontology annotation, molecular function: cysteine-type endopeptidase activity. Gene Ontology annotation, biological process: regulation of apoptotic process; proteolysis; regulation of inflammatory response. The record is from RefSeq and is a predicted model, not a curated record. Bases 208 to 1134 code for a protein of 308 amino acids. NCBI's taxonomy places the organism in Eukaryota, Metazoa, Chordata, Actinopteri, Perciformes, Percidae. The transcript is spliced from 4 exons. Gene Ontology annotation, cellular component: AIM2 inflammasome complex; NLRP3 inflammasome complex; IPAF inflammasome complex.
AAAGUCAUAUAUAAAAUGUUUGAUGUUUCCAAAUACAUUUAAGCAUUUAUUUUAGAUAAGUAGAGCGACAGGCAGGUUGGUGAAACAUGAUUUAAGUUGGUAUCUUCCACUACCUGCAGAUAAACGUUUUUACAUAAUGAUACUUCCUCCACUGAGAGCACCUCCGACUGUCAACUGCUAACAAAUCUCCAACAAAAAAAGGACAAAAUGUCACUUGACAAAAGGUGGAGGAGAGCCCUGAUCUCCAUCCUGGAGCAUCUGACUGACUCAGAUUUGAGCAAAAUGCUGUACAAUCUGGACAACAUCCCUCAAGGACUGAAGACUACCAAAGCCAAAGAAGAAAUCCCUUUUUUAAUGGAAAAGUACUACGGGACAGAAAAGUCCAUCUCUGAAAUAGAUAGAAUAAUGAAGAUAAUACCAAGAAAUGACGCUGACGUCCAGAACCUGCUGCGCCCCUUUGUGGAGAAACUAAAGGAACAACGGCAGGAAGGAAAAGGGAAGAUGAGCGAACUUGCAGCUGACUCAGGAUCAGUUGCCAAUAAGUGGGAAACAGCCCUGAGCUCCAUCCUGGAGGAGCUGACUGACCAACAGUUCGCUAAGAUGCUGUUCUAUCUAGACGAAAUCCCUCAAGGACUGAAGAAGGACAAGGCCAGAGAAGAAAUCCCGGAUUUAAUUGUCCAGCAGUACGGGCCAGAAGGGUCCAUCUCUGAAAUAGAUGAAAUAAUGAAAGCGAUACCGAGGAAUGACCCUAAAGUCCAGAACCUGCUGCGCCCCUUUGUGGAGAAACUGAAGGAACAGCGCCAGGAAGAAAAAGGUCCAAGUGGGGCAACUCAACAGAGGAAUGUCCCAGCAGAGGACAAUGUCCCAGCAGAGAAAAAGCUGUUAAAAGUUCGGGCAGAGUUUAUAGAAAGAGUGUCUGAUCCUGUUCUGAACCAGCUUCUGGAUAACCUCCUGGAGCAUGGUUUUAUAAAUGAUCAGGAAAUGCAGUCAGUCACAACAAAAAAGAGCAGAGCAGAUAAAGCACGAGAAGUGAUCGACACGGUGCGAAAAAAGGGAACUAAAGCCAGCUCACUUCUGAUCAAUACUCUCUGUAAAGUGGAUAAACCCGUUGCAGAAGUGCUGAAAUUAAUCUGAAGCUAAAGCAAGAAACUGUGGAGUGUGAUGAUGAAUCUCUCUAAUAACUGAUUGUUACACAUUAACUAUUGUCCUCUUUGGAUUAGAAUCAGUUUAAGCCUGUUUUAUUAAGUAAACAUUGACUAUGAAAGUGAUUCAAAGGGAGAAGAAGACAUGUUGUUCUUUGUUUGAGCCAAUAGAUGGAGGCAGAACAUCACAGAUGGACAGACAAGAUGCACACGUGAAAUUAGAAGAAACAACUGAGAAAAAUAUGUCUCGGUGCAGAUUAUACUCCUGAUGUUUUAAGAGAUACUGGUUGGUCUUUUCUUAAACAUUUUUUAUAUUCUUUUACAUUUUUGCAGCCUCUGAUGUAAUCGUUACUUUAGAAAAAUAAAAAGAGAAACAAAUACCGCUUAA